AUGAAUUAUAAGAACAGAACUCUUGUAACUGAGUUUACACUUGAUGGCUUAACAGAAACUUCUGACCUGAAAUCCGCUCUGUUUGUCGUGUUCUUCAUCAUUUACUCUUUGACUCUGGUUCAGAACUCAGUGUUGAUAGCGCUCAUCAGUUGUGAUGCACAACUUUAUACUCCUAUGUAUUUUUUUUUGCGCCAGUUAUCAUUUAUUGAUAUUUGUUAUUCUUCCUCUGUCACGGUCAGGAUGUUAAUGGACUUUGUAUCAGAUAAAAGGUCAAUUUCAGUAGCUGGAUGUAGCCUACAAAUGCUUUCUUAUGCAGGGUUUGGGGGAAGUGAAUGUCUUCUUCUGGCAGCAAUGUCCUAUGACCGAUAUGUGGCAAUCUGCCAUCCAUUGACAUAUUUACAAAUAAUUAAAAGGCAAACAGUGAUAAUCCUUCUUUUACUGUCCUACAUUGUAGGUUUCUUUAAUGGCUUUGUUCAGACUGGCUUCUCGUUUUUCCACUUGGACUUUUGCGAAAAUCCUCAAGCCGUUUACCACUUUUACUGUGAUGUCAUAGCACUUAUAGAGAUAUCAUGUGGCGACACGCGGCUUAAUGAAAUGAUACUAUUUUCUUUAGUAGGCUUCAUUGAGCUUUCAUCUCUCUUAGUAAUCUUGGUAUCUUACGUAUGUAUAAUUAUAGCUGUUCUGAAAAUACGUUCCUCUAAAGGACGGGAAAAGGCUUUUUCAACUUGUGCUUCUCAUUUAACUGUUGUAACUCUAUUUUAUGGAACUAUUAUUUUUAUGUAUCUGAGACCUUCCAGCGCUUAUAGCCCACAACAAGAUAAGGUUAUUGCUGUGUUUUACACAGUAAUUAUUCCCUUCCUCAACCCUUUAAUAUACAGCCUGAGGAAUCGUGAGGUAAAAAAUGCUGCCAGAAAGAUCAGGAUUUGUAUUGAGCACAAAUAA
Hyla sarda is the source of this 942-nucleotide messenger RNA. Its product is annotated as olfactory receptor 1020-like. Gene Ontology annotation, molecular function: G protein-coupled receptor activity; odorant binding; olfactory receptor activity. Gene Ontology annotation, cellular component: membrane. The record is from RefSeq and is a predicted model, not a curated record. The coding region runs from base 1 to 942 and encodes 313 amino acids. Lineage: Eukaryota; Metazoa; Chordata; Amphibia; Anura; Hylidae. The transcript has a single exon. Gene Ontology annotation, biological process: G protein-coupled receptor signaling pathway; sensory perception of smell.